Messenger RNA from Peronospora matthiolae, 1329 nucleotides. Lineage: Eukaryota; Oomycota; Peronosporomycetes; Peronosporales; Peronosporaceae. The record is from the annotation of a GenBank genome assembly.
AUGGUAGCGGUUCAUGGCGGGCAGGACGAUUCCCCUGCCUCUCCUGGCGUCACAAGACCACUCGUUACCCAGACGGCAGGUGGAGAUAUCGUAGUUGACACCAUCAUGGCAGACGACCAGCAGGCGGUUCCCGUAUCGAGCCACGGGCCAGACACGGUCGGAGCCUCGGUCGAUCACGGUUUAAACUCGUCAACGCCUGGCGGCGGCGACGGAGCGUCGACGCGUCAGACAGCGGUAUCACAACCCCGAUUACCUGAGGGGGUAAAGACGACUUCAUCCACGCCGGCCGUGGAGCACGUACCUCCUAAGGAGCUUUUUGAGGCUCUAAUUGAGUCGAUGAAAGCCUCACCAGGCCCAACCAACGUUGAUGUCUGGCGUCUGUCCAUCCAGGACCUAUUUACAGCGGAAUAUGCUCGGAUACCGGUAAGCGUCGACGCGUUACCGGCCGGACGCACAAGGUUUCCCAAGCUUGAGGGACCUGAGGCGGAAAGCUUGCUAGAUCUUUUUCGACGCUGUUAUGUGUCAGCUUCUGGAAGUUUCGCCGACUGGAAACGACUGGCGCAUCAGAUCAGCAAAGAACUCCUCCUGACGAAGUGGGCAUUCAAGGAGAUCAUAAGAAAAUUGGUCAGUCAGCAAAAGUGGGCCACUGCUCCUGUCCCCAAUCAAUGGGCAGAAGUCGUGCGGGCGGGUAAUACGGCUCGCCAAAUGGACGGGGAGAACAAAGGAAGCAUAACCUAUGAUUAUUUUAUGUUUGACCCGGCCAAAUUCUCGUUGGAAGACCCGAUUACACUAAAGGCCAUAUGUGUGGCCCGGCUAGGUAACACGGGCUUCCAACGGCUACGUGAGGGGUCUGAUGACGAAUGGCGCAUUAUUGUGGGUAUUGCCGAAGGGCAUAUAGUCUGUCGCCGGAUGCCAGACUUUCUACGAUCGGUUCUGGACAGCAAGGAACGUCUUAGGCUGUACAGUACCGUUCAGGCGCAGGUGGAGGGUCAAUUAGUUCUCCAUAUCAGCGGUGGGCGUGACAUUCCUCUAAGUCGUCAGACAACGAAGGCCAUCACGGAGAAGAUUCUGGAAUCAGCCGAGCUGUUGAGGGUCAGUUUGCCCUAUCUCCAUCGCCUGCUGGGAUCAACGAAAACGAUCAGUUACAAUCGAUCAACCCGGUCGAUUCACUUUUUCUUUUUUUCGCGGGACAAGGCAAAGAAGCUCCAGGACGUUCAAGUGCCUUUUCAAGGUCGAGUUUAUACGCUGGAGAACGCCCAUCAGCCGGUAAGGGGAUCGGUAUGGCUGAACCAGCGGGGUCCAGAUGAUUCGACGACAUUGGACGCAUAG